CAACAAUUCUGUCUUUGAGGUCCCUUGUCACGUGAGAUGGGUGAUGUUACAUUGUGGUGGCAACACUGAUGUGACGGGAAGAAUCAAUGUGGAUACUGAAUUAGACGGUAUUCUGUUCCUUGCUCUGGUUGCCGGCCUAACUAAACUAGCGAGUUAAUCUUUGAAAACAUGGAUAACUCUGGAAAAGAGAAGGAAGCCUCGGCUCUCAUGGCCGAGGCUGAAAAGAAACUCAAAUCAUCUCAGUCGUUUUUCGGGGCGUUAUUUGGUGGCUCGUCCAAAGUGGAGGAGGCCUGCGACAUGUAUGCCAGGGCUGCCAACAUGUACAAGAUGGCAAAGAACUGGUCUGCUGCAGGUAACGCAUUCUGCCAGGCUGCCCGGCUCCACCUCCAGGUGCAAAGUAAACAUGACGCUGCCACUAACUUCAUAGAUGCUGGAAACGCCUUCAAAAAAGCUGACCCACAAGAGGCUAUCAACUGUCUGAACCGGGCCAUCGAGAUCUACACUGACAUGGGGCGGUUCACCAUUGCAGCCAAACAUCACAUCUCCAUUGCAGAGAUCUUUGAGACGGAGCUAGUGGACAUCGAUAAGGCUAUUGCUCACUACGAACAGGCAGCAGACUACUACAAAGGAGAAGAGUCCACCAGCUCUGCUAACAAGUGCCUUCUGAAGGUGGCCACCUAUGCAGCUCAGCUGGAGCAGUAUCAGAAAGCCAUAGAGAUCUAUGAGCAGGUUGGUACGAAUGCAAUGGACAGCACCCUGCUGAAGUAUAGUGCUAAAGACUAUUUCUUCAAGGCUACUCUCUGCCAUUUCUGUGUGGACAUGCUUAACGCCAAGCUGGCCCUGCAGAAAUAUGAAGAGAUGUUCCCUGCCUUCUCGGAUUCUCGAGAAUGUAAACUGGUGAAGAAACUUCUAGAUGCAUAUGAAGAGCAGAAUGUGGAGGCCUACACCGACGCGGUGAAGGAAUAUGAUACAAUCUCCCGGUUGGACCAGUGGUUGACCACUAUGCUCCUCCGCAUCAAGAAGACCAUUCAGGAUGACGAGAGUGACCUCCGUUAACCUCCCCCUACACCCCCUCCUCAAACCCCACUGACCCCCCACACCCCCUCCUCAAACAAAAAAAAACCCUGCCCACCC
Molecule: messenger RNA, 1134 nt
Organism: Esox lucius (northern pike)
Lineage: Eukaryota; Metazoa; Chordata; Actinopteri; Esociformes; Esocidae
Gene: napab
Product: N-ethylmaleimide-sensitive factor attachment protein, alpha b
Exons: 11
Coding region: 169-1056 (295 amino acids)
Biological process (GO): intracellular protein transport; SNARE complex disassembly; synaptic transmission, glutamatergic
Cellular component (GO): synaptobrevin 2-SNAP-25-syntaxin-1a complex; vacuolar membrane; terminal bouton
Molecular function (GO): soluble NSF attachment protein activity; syntaxin binding
Source: RefSeq, a predicted model, not a curated record